GAGAGUCCCAGCCCAACAAGAGCUGAGCAGCCGCCAGCAGCAGAUGACUCUCUCCAUGUCCUCUGUCACUGCGCUUCACAUCCACAGGACCCGAUGUUUAUUUCCUCUGUUGUGAAGAUUUUCAGUCAGAGAAUAUUUGUGAAUUAAAGCUCUGUCGGGAUUAUUUCACGGCUCAACUUUGAACAAAACAAACACCUCUGUCGGACCAGAGAGGCCAGAUUUAUGCUGGUCACAGAGCCUGGAACACUCAAUACAUGCUCCUUGAGAUCUUUUCCCACGCAGGUUUGAGCACAGCUGUCCCAAAACUGCAAUGUCAUCAAAAAUGCAGAGCUCCAGUAGCAUAGCUCAGGCCAGGCGGACAGUGCAGCAGCUGAGGAUAGAGGCCAGCAUCGAGAGGAUAAAGGUGUCCAAGGCUUCAUCAGACCUGAUGCGCUACUGUGGAGAACACGCCAAGAAUGAUCCGCUGCUCAUGGGCGUCCCCGCUUCAGAAAACCCUUUCAAGGACAAGAAACCUUGCACUGUUUUGUAGGGCAACACCUGAACUCUUGCUGCUUUUCAUUUUGAUGCUUAUGUGGAAAAGAGUUGAUAGUAAUACUGUUCACAACUUGCCUUAAGGCCAGUGCACCCCCUUACUUUUUCACAUGCCUGCUGCAGUUUGAUAAGGAGUAUAUUCCUCUCUGCCUUUCAGUCAGAUAGUGGUUACACCAAAGAACAGGCAGAAAUCUGAAGCUGUGGCCUCGGAUCAAAGCUUUAGCCCAAACAAAGGUGAUUCAAAGUUUGCAUGAAGGCUCAGUGGUGACUUUUCUUUUCUCUGUGCUGUUAUCUGGCAAGAUCUAGAAGGCCACAAACCUCAGCCUGAAAGGAACUGUGCCAUCAAGGGAGAGUUCCUGUCUCUCUAAUUAUCUCAGCGUGCAUAAACAAGCCCCCUCAAUCAUUUAGGCUUUCAGCUUUCACCUCUUUCAGGCUUACUUCAGGAAACAGUUGUUGUAGUUUGUGCGCUACUGAUAAUGAGCGCCUGAGAUAAUGAUGUCCUGUUGUUGGGCAAGUAAACUGUACUGUCCAUCACAGGAGGACAAAUACAAAGGGCAGAAGUCUAUUGCCGCUGCUCCCACAAUAUAUUUUGUCAUUUAGUCACAGUCAGAAAUAAUAGUCUUGAAAAAUUAGCUGUUAGAUUGUUCCCAACUCUCUCAUGGCACAGACAGAACAAGACAACAACAUUUUUUUGCGACUCUUAGAAUGUAGUGUAGUGCCCUUGCAGUGGAGAGCCAAGAUGUUGAGAUGAGUUGACUGAUUUGUUUUCUAUAAACCAGUUUUCUGUUUUCUACAUCCCAGAUAUACAACACACUUCAUAUCACCACUACCAACUUCAACUAAAUCCAGUGCAAAGCCAUUGAGUAUCAGUGUAUGAAGUCUAAAACUGAUGAGUAAUUUUUCCUGUCUGGUUGUCUUUUGUUAAAUUAAUUUUGUCAUACAUUUGCCUUAGAAAUGAAUGUACAACUUUGAGUACAAUCAUCAGUUAAUAUGAGACACCCAUAAAUAAAAGCACCAGUAUGACACAUGGUGUCGCUGCACUUUGUAGAUGACCCUUUUGCAUGAGGUAGUGCUUAUUCCCUAAAAUGUGGAGACAGAUAUUCAGCCAUUAUUGCUGAAGAAAAUAGUCCAAUCUGUGCCAUCUAAUCAGUGUCACUGUUCCACUUCCGGUCUGGUCUUUUUUUGCCAGCUGUUUCUCUUUUUGUCUCUGCAGAGCUGAGGCUUAUUGCUGUACUAUUCAGGCACUUUGAAAUGUGUAAACACCAGAUGACUGUUAUACUCUUGAGUUUGAAACAUUCCAUGUUUACAGCUGCUCUACAGUUUACUUUAAUUUGAUUGGCGGCAUAUAGCUGUAACUUUGUCAUUUGUGUGUUGGUGCUCGCGCAAAUACGUAAGCAACUAAUUUUGCAAUUUUACCAGCCAGGGCCUUAACAAUGAAGUGAUCCUGCUUCAACCUCUUGACUACCUUUUAGUCACACAAGUGCUGUUGUCUAAUACUGUGAAUAACAAAGGCCCUUUAGAUGAAGGGAUUAUAUCUUAUCUUUAGGCUAUUAACCCUGUGUCUGACAUCCUAUUUCAAAAUGACUCAUGUUCAGUAAGUAGUAGUAGUGAUUUGCAUUAAGAUAUCUCUCAUAUGUCUAUAAAUAUGGUAGUGCUAUAGGUAUGUCCAUGUAUCACAGUAUGUGCUUGCUUGUAACUGUUUAAUGUAUUUCACAGGACUACACUGAUUCAGUCAAACCUAAACUUUGAAUUUCUGUUUUGUGACAUUAAUUAAACUUUUUGAAUUAAAAACUGAAUGUGAUGUUUUGGUUAAUGAUGUAUUUGGUUGAUUUUUACUAGUCAGUAUGAAUUAGUGUUUGUAUUAGAAAAACGGUCACAAUGUUUUCUCACUCAUGGUAUAUAUAGGUGACAACUGAUUGUGUCAUGUUCUUCCUUUACCUGUUUGUGGUAAGUGCAAAUAAACCUAUGGAAAACA
This is a messenger RNA of Lates calcarifer (barramundi perch), 2506 nucleotides long. It is a transcript of the gene gng12b, whose product is annotated as guanine nucleotide binding protein (G protein), gamma 12b. Gene Ontology annotation, molecular function: G-protein beta-subunit binding. The record is from RefSeq and is a predicted model, not a curated record. The transcript has 4 exons. Gene Ontology annotation, biological process: G protein-coupled receptor signaling pathway. Gene Ontology annotation, cellular component: heterotrimeric G-protein complex. Lineage: Eukaryota; Metazoa; Chordata; Actinopteri; Centropomidae. Bases 311 to 529 code for a protein of 72 amino acids.